This is a messenger RNA of Lindgomyces ingoldianus, 3264 nucleotides long. RefSeq lists its product as uncharacterized. The record is from RefSeq and is a predicted model, not a curated record. The transcript is spliced from 20 exons. The coding region runs from base 1 to 3264 and encodes 1087 amino acids. NCBI's taxonomy places the organism in Eukaryota, Fungi, Ascomycota, Dothideomycetes, Pleosporales, Lindgomycetaceae.
AUGAUGGGAAGAAUAUUUUUGGUGAGGGGGACAUCCAUGGAUCGCCAGCGAGAAAGCGCUAAGGCCUUGGCUAUUGGGUCGGACAAGGAUGUAGAGUAUGCAAAAAUCGAGGGAAUUCUUGGCGCUCUGCGAGAUUUGUUCUCCUCCCGUUUCAAUCCCUUUUCUUUGGUGGCUGAGCAAAUCUCGCAGAGCGCCAAGAAUUCCCUCGCUUUUUGCAUACGCCAAAUCUAUGAUCUGUGCCUCAGCUGUGAACCUCCAUUUGAUCAUCCAGUGCAACUACACGCGUUCGGAUACUAUGGGCUUACCGGCACUCGGUUGAAAGACCAAGGGAGAAUCCAACUCACUGCUGUGAAUGUUACUGGGAGGAACAUCAUUAGUGACGUUGCUAAUGCGACUUGCUUAAAAAUUUCCGCAAUUCUCACGCUCCAAAUACCCUACUUCCAUUUCCUCUUUUGGCUAGUGUCAUAUCUAUGGUUUAUAAGCAAAUUGACGCCCGGCUUAACUUCGGCUCAGUCGCUGCUCAGCCUGCACCGCCACAGCUCAGGAAGCUCACCACCAACUCACCCUUCUGUCCAAACUUCGUUAGACAUCCUUCUAAUCAUAGCCUAUUUCUGGGUUAUUUUCGUAGAGAGUAGUAGUGGCCUAAAUAUGGGCUAUCUCGCACGCUGUAUGGCCCCAGAAGCUACCGUCGAUAGCUGGUACUGUGCCCUUUGCUUUGUUCUUGCCUUCCGUCCCGUCUCUCUUGUCUCCGCGCUGUACGAUUUUUCCUGCCUUCAUCUUUCGCUCUUUCCUUUCAUUCUCAAAUUCACUAUGCCAAAGCCGAAGAAGAGUUUUAUUCAGCUAGCACAAGAGAAGAUACGCACCGAAGUGCCCCCAUCAAUUAACAGUGACGCCAUCUUUAAAGGUCUCGAAGAUCAGCGACGAUUAGAAAAAUGGGACGAAUUUAUCGACUAUGUCAAAGAGGAGAAGAAGGACUGGCCCAUCCCUUCAGUCUACGAUGUAAAAUCCCUCAAGUAUUUCGUGUACAUGCAAGCGGCUGGUAUAUCAGGUACUAUGGGGAUGAAUGCAUGCGUAGAGACUGUUCAUAGCUAUUGGAAUCAAUUUACGUCAGCAUGGGCUCGAAAGUACGGAGCGAUUCGAAAAGAUAUCAUAACGACUGUUACAAAUCAUAUCUAUACUAAGCUGAGGAUAGAGCUUGAACUGUUGAAAGAAAAGAAGCCACAAAGAUACGCCAACGGCAACCAUCUUAAAUCCUAUGCAGAUGCUUACUGGGGUUGUGACUGGAAGGAGUACAACCAUCUACAUCUACUCCUCGGCGCUCGCAGAGGCACCGGGCGAGGAUUGAAAUUCAAAGUGAGUUUCUCUAUAGCUGUAAAUUCAUGCCGCAAUACUGAUUACCAUAUUUUGGGAGAGCCCAAACUCGCUAUUCGGCGGAUAAAAGAUGCAAAGAAUACUUCCAAUGACCCGGACAGUAAAAAGCCGAAAAAUACCAUUGAGGAAGGGCGAGUGGAAGCUCCCCUUUAUACUAAUUCACUGCUCUUCACUUUGGCAAGGCUGCUGAGCAGGCGUGCAUUCCGAGACCACAGCACUAUCGAGAGCCUCCUCGACGUUAUUCCACCAAAAAAUAUGAACUCAGUGACUAUUGCAUGGAGAGACGAUAUACUUGAGCAACCUGUCUACUACAAGCCAACGCGGGAUACCGAUAUCGAAACAGCAAACGCUUACCAUACGAGGAUUACGGACUCAGGUAUUCGCGCUGGUUUACUGGAGCCGCCAACGACACAUGACUGGAGAGCGUACGUUCUCUUUCUAAUAGGGCAGCCGCUCACAAGAACCGAAAAACAUACAGCCAAAAGUACGACUAUAGCGAAUGUCGCAUUGACGGCUAAAAUACUUUUCUUGGCGAAGGGAGGAGCGAAGAGGCUAGUGCCACUUUCCUUGAGCAGAGCGUACAAUUUGGAAAGGAGUCAAGAGUAUGUUGAGAUUGAAGAGGAGAUUGAAUAUUUAUGGGAUGACAAGACUACGACAUCAAAAGGUUGUAUUAAGGAGCUACAGGCGAAAAGGAGUGCUUUAAUAGACAAGGCUCUUAAGAAGUGGCAAAAGAAUCAGCCAUAUAAGCCGAAUGAUCUACCUAUGUACCAUUACGGAAUCUUCAAUCGUUGCCGGUUCAUGAUGCCAGAGCGAGAUCGCCUAGCCACCAAUCUCUUCAAGAGCGCGACGCUGCGCAGCACUCUAGGCCUGUCCACUUUGCGUGACUUGGUGGCACUUCUCAGCAAGAACACAGAGGUUGAGUUCAGGCCAGGCUUGGAAGAGACAAAUGCGUACAACAACAAUGAGGUUUCUAAAAAAUAUGACUGGAGGCACAUAUACAACUGCUACAAAAAGGACCGCUCUGCUGCACGCGGCUUUGCCGAACUGUGUUUUAAAUGCAACGAGUGGGUCCUUUCAGAGCAGGAAUGGAAAGACCACUGCGCCGGUGAUCUCCAGGACCUAGAUUCCUUCUCGAUCUACUUUGAUCCUCUGAUCUACAGUGGGGUCCUUGCAACCCCUGGAUACUGCCCUUACUAUAAAUGGUUAUUGCACAUCCAGAAAAAGCAUAUGGCAAAGUUGGAAAAGCGCGAGACGGUAAAAGAGAGUGCCAUAACCUGCCCUCCACCCCACCCAAAUUGUCCAAAGUCCUUCCACUCCGUUUUGCAUCUGGAGUUCCAUCUCGAAGAUAUCCAUGGCAUCCCACUGACCAAAAAGCCAAAUGCGAAGAGAAAGAGGCCUGUCAACGAGAGAAAACAAGUCAUGAGCCCACCGGAGAAAAGAUGCAAAAGCGAGUAUGACCUCUUCAUCAAUUCCAUAGCGGCAAAAAUGGAUGCACGUGCGCGGAAUGCACUGAAAAUAUUGUCUAGCCACAAGAAAUCCUAUCACAGAUGCGCUGGGAGUAAUCAAGGGGAAGACAUGCGUUUCGACACCAAAACGCCGCCGCCAUUAGUCUCAUACACUAAUCUAACAGCUGACCGUGACUUCGUCCUGGUAGAAGAAGUGGAUCAGAUGGCGGCGCAGGGCUUUAGUGUGGAUUGGGAGGUAGAGCCUUACCCUUUUCCGACACCUUCUUAUCACUCCGCUGGAAGCACUUGGAGUGAAGAGGGAUACCCAGGUCCCAACACACCACUGUCAUCGACGUCCAAUGAGCUGAGCCCAGGCACACAGCCUUCUAUUGACUGUCAAGUGCCGGUUGUGGAUCUCACUUCAGAAGCUGUCAACAACUUUCGGUAG